CAAUCGGAGCGCAGUUUCAGUCAGUGCGGAAGUACAGGAAGCCGGUUGCUCAAAGCCUUCAUUCGCAACCAUGCUGCUGUGGGUUCUGUCCGGGUCUCUGGUUCUGUUCAGCAGUAUCGAUGUCUGGUACUUCCUGAGAGGUUCCUGGAUGGUGAUCAAGUCCUUGUUCCAGGGCCCGAUCCAAGAUGUUCUGGCCGAGCAGGUGGUUCACGGACGGGUUCUUCUUCACGAUCUGGACUACAUGUUUCACAUGAAUAACGCUCGCUAUCUGCGCGAGUGCGACUUCGCCCGCUUUGCGCACAACACCCGAAACGGGCUUUUCAGGGCCGCCCGGGCGCUCAACGCCACGAUGGUGGUCGGAGCGUCGACCAUCCGCUACAGGCGCUCGCUGGUUCUCGGCGAGGCGUUUGAGCUGCGGACCCGCAUCGUGUCCUGGGACGAGAAGUCCUUCUACCUGGAGCAGAGGUUCGUCUCCAAGUCCGAUGGGUUCAUCUCAGCUGUCAUGCUGUGCAGACAGAAUGUGAUCCGCAGCUCUCCAGAGAAGAUCUUGGACUUCCUGUGCAAGAGAACGGUGGAGUGCCCUGAUGUACCUGAGGAUCUGCAGCACUGGAUUCGGUUCAUCACCGCCAGCAGUCAGGCAUUGAGAGCAGAAAGUGGAUUAGAUGAGAAGACCAAAUGAUCACUUCAAAGACUCUUACCAUAAACCUCCCUUGUGCAUGUAAGUGUCCCCAUCAUGCUAACCUUGAAUUGUGUAACUUCUCUCUAAGAUUAGAACGUGCGAAAGGGAUUACUGAUCCAGGACCAGUGGCUUUUUUAUCAUAAAUCUGUUUGUCUAUUUAUUCUGUGUUCUGUAUGGUUUGUUUUAGUUUAGAAAUUUAACUGAUGUAUUUAAAAUUCCAAUUGAGAGGCUGCAAGUAAAAAAAAAAGAUACAUGCUUACAUGAACGAAUGUUUGAGGUUGAUAAUCAUGACUUGAAUUUCAGAGUGUUUUCAACACUCACACGACCAAAUGAGCAUCAUUUUUUAAGUUGAAGUGUGUACAGUAAUAUCAGCUCGACUGGAGUAACCAAACAAGAUAAUAAAUGUUUUCAAAUGGGGUUUCCAAGCACUCCCACAGGCUGUCAUCACAUAGGCCCUGUCCCAAAUGGCACCCUAAACACUCACGGCCUUCCUACAAAUCAGCACUUUUGUGGUGUGCAAUGCCACUUUGGUUAUCGGGAAGACGUCUGUUGCGAAGUUUGCACAAAAGCGGGUUCAGGAAAAGUGUGCAUCGAGGGCGCAUAUUGACUGGCCCAUGAGUACACUUUUCAAACCUAAAAUAAGAGAUGGGAGGCGAGGGUGAAGAAUUGAAGAAUUAUGCGUAGAUAUGAAUAAAUGGCAAGUCCACAUAAAGUGUGCCAUUUGGGACCCAGCCGUAGUCUAAACCCAAAAUAACACCAAAGGUUAGCCAGUGUUACUGUUUUAGGUUGGUUUGAACAGACCAGUGGUGUAGUUGGGGCCAUACGCACGUAUACACAGUAUGCUUACUUGUUCUACAUCGCUGUUUGCGUAUAACAACUUUUCCAUUAGAUAGUACACCCCGGUACGGUUCACUACACCUCACUUGUGGGGUGUUUUCCACUCUGUACAGUUACUAGCACCUGAUACUUUUUUUUAGUACCACUUCGGUUGAGGUUCCAGCCAAACUGAUACUAAAACGUGACGUGUAAUGGGGCGUACACACCAAAUGCGAAUUCAACGAAUUGCGCAAGUAGAUUACAUACAAAGUUAAUGCAAAUAGACACGAACUGAUGCUGGGCGAUGCAAAUGACGUGAAUUGGAUGGCGCGAUUGCCACAAAAACGCGCUAUUCGUCUCUGCGCAAGUAUAAAAUAUUCAACUCAAGCAAAAAAUUCACAUGACACAAAGUUAAAUCCCGCGAGUAAUCAAGAGUGAGGAACACAAUGCUUCGCGUUUGGUGUGUAUGCAGCAUGAUAGCACUGCAGAUCACUGAUUGGUCAGAGAGAAUCUUCACUAUCAGCGUCAUUGUUAAAUGCAAGAUUAGCUUACCUCUGUGCGGCAUUAAACAAACUAAGCAAUGUUGUCAUCUGUGCUUUGUUGUACAAGUUUCCAAACUCCCUUUUAGCAGUGAGAAACAUCCACAUGGUGAUAAUCAAGAACACCAUUCCAUCGAAAUGCACCGUUGUUCCUGUAUUGCGCUUUUGUAUGUACUGUUGGUAAAGUUACAUCUAUGUCGGUACCAAGUGAAAUCAUGCAUAGUUGGUGUUAAUGGUCACUUUGACUACAUUUAAACAGUAAAACUAUUUCAGAAGAUGUAUUGAAUAGUAAAAAUCUUGUGUAUGUAAUGUGAUUUGUUAAAAAGAUAUGAUGCUAUAUAAAUAAUAUUGUAGUGCAGUCGACCGUACUGUAACUUUUCAACUACAGCAGUGUCCAAUGAAUGUAGUUGGUGUUACUGUUAAGUCACUUCUUGUUUCAAGAAAUUUACGGUUUGAUGAUGAUCAACCUCCCAAUUUCACUUUCAUUGUUCAAGUCCUGGGCAAGACAUUACGCACAGUCACAGCGAUGUUAUUCUCUCAAUAUAUAGAAAAUUUGUCUGAAAAGCGCUAUUACUUCAUAAUCGAAGUGAAGAAUUAUGCGUAGAUAUGAAUAAAUGGCAUAUUUAAUUGUCAGGUUACUAGUAAAGCAAACAAAUACACUGAGUUCUGUAUUUUGUUUUGGUCAUUCGACGUUUUCGUUAGGACUACACCACUGGAACAGACCCAUGUUUUAAAACAGUAUGAAGUGUUUACACUUCUUGUAAAAAAUACACCUGCAAAUGGCUUACCUGUAUUUAACUUGCACACAAUAUGCUAGGGUAGGGUAAAGUGUUGUAUGUGACAUUACACACUUCAGCUUUAACUUGAAAUUGUGUUGAAACCGAUUGCGUUGAGUAUUUUAUUUACUACAUAUGGGAAACGACAUUGAUUUUCUGAGCACUGAAGUUGAACAUAUUACAGUGUUGUUUUACCCUGAAUGUCAUAUAUGAAUUGUUUGUGCUGGUCAAAUAUAUUACUGUAAUUAUUUAUUCCAGUUUAAAGUAAAAUAUUCAUUGUUAUUUAUGAAAAGGGAACAUUUAUUUAUUAAAACGAAAAUAUUUUGCGCAACAUAUUAAUUUAUUAGAAUAAUUUAUUUUAAGGAGAUAAAGCACUUGUUAUGAAACUUGAACAUCUUGCAUUAUGAAAUAAAAUCUCCAUAAAAAUAAAGUUUUGUAC
Molecule: messenger RNA, 3249 nt
Organism: Paramisgurnus dabryanus
Lineage: Eukaryota; Metazoa; Chordata; Actinopteri; Cypriniformes; Cobitidae
Product: protein THEM6
Source: RefSeq, a predicted model, not a curated record